Messenger RNA from Rhinichthys klamathensis goyatoka, 1867 nucleotides. RefSeq names its product zinc finger DHHC-type palmitoyltransferase 6 (gene zdhhc6). Gene Ontology annotation, molecular function: palmitoyltransferase activity. The transcript is spliced from 11 exons. Gene Ontology annotation, biological process: protein palmitoylation. Gene Ontology annotation, cellular component: Golgi apparatus. NCBI's taxonomy places the organism in Eukaryota, Metazoa, Chordata, Actinopteri, Cypriniformes, Leuciscidae. The record is from RefSeq and is a predicted model, not a curated record. The coding region runs from base 441 to 1679 and encodes 412 amino acids.
GGUUCCGUUGUGGUGUCAAUCGCGCGUGUAACUGUAUUAUCUUCCUCGUUGAAUUAUGUUUUCAUUAUUUUAUAAACGAUUCAAUCUCUAACACUGUUAUAGGCGUUAAAUAACAAGUUCACUGAUUCGUAUGCAGCGUGACUGCCGGUUUUUCUUGGACACUGAUCGCACGAGGGAAUGUCGAGAUGGAUGGCUUGGCUUUAGCUCAAGGAUAGGGUGAUCAGGGGAUUAGUACGGAAGGAUGCCACACGCUGACCGAGUCUGGAACUCUAGGAAACGGCUGGUGACAGGUGACGUAGCCGAUCAAUGGUUGUUUCGGAAGAGACAGAAAAGAUGCCCAUUGACCUCUUUAAAUCACUGCAAUAAACCAAGACAACACGCCUGACUACUUCACAGCUGUUAAAUUGAGGACCUUAAAGACACUAAAAUCCAACAAAAAAAUGAAUAUUCUGUCUGCUAUAAUUGUGUUUGAGAACCUCCAUGAGGUCAAAAGGCUUUUCCACUGGGGUCCGAUCAUCGCUCUGACGGUCAUUGGCAUGUGCUCCACCAUGGCCAUACUAGACUCCAUAAUCUGGUACUGGCCACUGGACACCACUGGAGGCAGCAUUAACUUCAUCAUGCUCAUUAACUGGACUGUCCUCAUUCUGUACAACUACUUUAAUGCCAUGUUUGUCGGCCCUGGUUACAUUCCUCUGGGGUGGAAACCGGAGAAUCAACAAGAAAUAAUGUACUUACAGUUCUGUAAAUUGUGCCAAGGCUAUAAAGCCCCAAGGUCACAUCACUGUCGCAAGUGUAACAGAUGUGUGAUGAAGAUGGAUCAUCAUUGUCCCUGGAUCAACAACUGCUGUGGUCAAUUGAAUCAUGCGUACUUCACCAGUUUCCUCCUGCUCGCUCCACUGGGCUGCAUGCAUGCCGCACUAAUAUUUAUCAUGACUACGUACACUCAACUUUAUGAUCGGAUCUCAUUUGGUUGGAGCUCAGUGAAGAUUGACAUGAGCGCUGCUCGGCACAUCCACCAUCCCAUCAUGCCUUUCAGCAUUGCGGCAUUUGCAGCCACUCUUUUUGCACUGGGACUGGCGCUGGGUACCACUAUUGCUGUUGGGAUGUUGUUUUUUAUUCAGAUGAAGGUGAUUCUUCGAAACAAAACCUCAAUAGAAGCAUGGAUUGAGGAGAAAGCCAAAGACAGAAUCCAAUACUACCAAACAGGUGAAGACUUCAUCUUCCCCUAUGACCUGGGCAGCCGAUGGGAGAACUUCAAGCAGGUGUUCACAUGGUCUGGUACCCCCAUGGGAGAUGGAAUCGAAUGGCCUGUGCAUGAGAAGUGUAACCAGUAUACUCUAACCAUUGAGCAGCUGAAGCAAAAACAUGAUAAACGUCAGAGGAGUGUUGAGUACAGAGUGGUGGAGGACUACAAUGGAGCUUGUUGCCCUUUGGGAAAGGGACUAAACACUUUCUUUAGGACACCUUGUACAGAGGAACCCAGAAUCAAACUCAUAAAGGGGGAGACCAUCUUUGCUACAAGAGGAACCAAGUGGUGGAUGUAUGGGGACAAAGUUCUGAAUGAGGAACAGGCUAAAGCUGGAGAUCGUAUUAGAGGAUGGUUUCCACGCCGAUGUGUCGAGAAGUGUCUCUAUGACUCAGCGAAUAAUUUGACAAGUGAAGAAAAGAAAGAGCAAUGAGACAGAAUUGUACAUUUCACUGCUCGCUUUGGACCUAAUAUUAGGGCCUAAACCCUGCUGAGAUGCAAAUAUAUUUCUGAUUCUUUUGUAAAGCUGUUCAAUGUCACCAGCGCUAAGUGUUGAAGCAAAUUAAUACUGACACCCCAAAGUUUUUAACCUGUGUAACUUAACAUUUCAUUUCUAAAGAA